Molecule: messenger RNA, 1722 nt
Organism: Oppia nitens
Lineage: Eukaryota; Metazoa; Arthropoda; Arachnida; Sarcoptiformes; Oppiidae
Exons: 4
Coding region: 1-1722 (573 amino acids)
Molecular function (GO): CoA-ligase activity
Source: RefSeq, a predicted model, not a curated record
AUGGACAAAAUAUUAAGGUGCAAACAGCAACCAAUUAACAGUGACAUCAAUAUUGCCGGUGCCUAUGUAUGGGACAAAUUAAAUCAACUUGGUGAUGAUUUUGUUUGCUUGAUUGAUGCGGCCACCGAUCAACGUUUAACCGUCGGUGAGCUCAAAAUACUAGCCAACAGUAUAGCCUGGUCACUGGUCAACAUCAGGGGUGUCACCAAAGCGGAUAGGAUUGCUUUCUGCGGUCCCAAUACUAUGGCAAACGCCGUACUCCGGUUUGUCGUCCAAUUUAUUGGCGUAACAUUUGUCCCAUUAGUUCACGUACUGGAAACCUACGAAAUUACCGAACAGUCCCUGGAGGCCGGUAUUACUGUCAUUAUGACUACCAGUGAUCAUCUGUACAAAUUUGACAACAUUAUCAAUAGUGAUAGUAAUAAUCGGAUAAAACUGGUUGUACUGUUUGAUAAUCAUCAGUAUAGUGGUAGUAGUAGUAGUGGUAGUGGUGGUAGUAGUAAUAUUAGUAGUAGUGGUAGUAGUAGCAGCAGUAGUAGUAGCGACAGCAACAACUAUGUCACAUACGACCAACUGCUAGAUGAGGGACGUGGCCAGCAAUUGGCACGUAUUCCCCACUACGACGUCGAUCCCGACACCGAUCGACUGCUGUACAUCUAUACGUCCGGCAGUACUGGUCGUCCAAAGUGUGCGCUAAUACCGCACAGUAUGUUUGUACGGACUGCACAAGAGCCGGGCCGAUACCCGACGUUUGCCGAUACUGUUACCGUAAUGGCCUUUCCGUUUCCGUUGGGCCAUAUGGCCGGCAGUAUGUUUUUGCUCAUUCAGAUUACAAAAGGCUUCCGAUUGAUAUUGUUUGACAAAUUGGAUGAAAAAAUGCUGUUCGCCGCCACCGAAAAAUACCAGAUCAACGUUUGGCCAGUGUUGGGCAGUUUCGGCCAUCGACUGGUCAACAGCGAUGCUGUUGGCAACUAUGAUCUGUCGAGCAUACGGUGGGCCUGUGUUGGCGGCGCUCCACUGGCCAGUCAUAUUGGCCAUCAACUGAUCAGAAUAUUUGGUCUCAAAAUUAAGGAAAGCUAUGCAUCGACAGAGCAAUCGUAUAUAACUCAAGGCUGUAAUGAUGACGACGACUAUGAACCGGGCAAUUUGGGAACAGUAGUCCCCGGGUGUGAGCUCAAGGUUGUCGAUAUGGAAACGGGUGAACUGUUAGGCGCCAACUGUAACGGCGAAAUAUUUGUUAAAUCAAUCAAACUGUUUGCCGGUUUUCUUAACAAUUACCAACAGUACAGACAAUCGUUUGACGCGGACGGUUGGUAUACUACUGGCGAUAUGGGUUACUAUGACGACCGGGAACGGGUGUUCCUCACCGGACGGGUCAAGUUUGUUAUUAAAGUUGGUGUCAAUCGGGAUUUUCUUAAAAUUGAUCCCAUAAUUGUCGAAGAGUUUCUACUGUCUCAUCCAUCUAUUGCCGAAGUGGCUGUUGUCGGUGUCGGCGUCAAAGAUACGGCCGGUUUUCACUAUCUGCGAGCUUAUGUAGUUCGCAAACCUGGCCAGAAAAAUAUUACCGCCGAUGAUAUUCAACAAUUUGUUUCGAACACAAUGGCCUCGAGUAAGCAUUUAAGAGCCGGUGUUGUGUUUGUCGAUGAAAUUCAUCGGACAGUUGUCGGUAAAGUCGACCGACAAUACUAUAGAAAACUUGUCAGCCAUGAGAUUGUCGAAUGA